Phytophthora sojae is the source of this 507-nucleotide messenger RNA. RefSeq lists its product as hypothetical. The transcript has a single exon. The coding region runs from base 1 to 507 and encodes 168 amino acids. NCBI's taxonomy places the organism in Eukaryota, Oomycota, Peronosporomycetes, Peronosporales, Peronosporaceae. The record is from RefSeq and is a predicted model, not a curated record.
AUGAAGUUCUUCUCGACGCUCGCGCUCCUCGCCGCCCUCGCCCAGUGCACUGAAGGCCACCAAAUGCUGCGAGCUGGUGCCACCAAGUCGGUCGACUUCUCGACGCUGAGUGGAUCCGGCUCCGACGUCGGCUCCAUGAAGCACAAGCCUCGCGACGGAUCGUGGGACGGCAAGAAGCCCCCGCGCCACCCCAAGGGCUCGUUCGACGGCAAGAUGCCCGACGGAAGCUGGGGCGGCCACGUCGGCGGGCGCCACGGACCCCCUCACCACCCGAAGGGCUCGUUCGACGGUAGCUUUGCCGGCCACCCCCCUAAGUGGGCGGGCUCGUUCGACGGCAGCUUCCCUGGACACGGCAAGCACGUGCCGUUCCCCCACAAGGGCGGCAAGGCAAGGGAAAGAAGACGGACGGCUCGGAUGACUCGACCGAGCAGCAAACGACGCAGCAGCAGACCACCUCGGGAUCGGACUAAGCGCCCCAUGUCGUUCCGAGACCUUCGUCCCCAGUAG